Molecule: messenger RNA, 1368 nt
Organism: Sclerotinia sclerotiorum 1980 UF-70
Lineage: Eukaryota; Fungi; Ascomycota; Leotiomycetes; Helotiales; Sclerotiniaceae
Exons: 1
Coding region: 1-1368 (455 amino acids)
Molecular function (GO): catalytic activity
Source: RefSeq, a predicted model, not a curated record
AUGACCACCCACCUCCCACACUACCCCCCCAGCACAACCCAACCCACCACCUUCCACCUCGGCACCGGCACCACCCUAUUCAGCACUCUCCUCCCCCAACUCCUCACCACAAACCACUCCCUCAUCCUCGUAACAUGUUUCUGGGCACCCUCCAGCACCCAACAAUCCAUCCGGGAUCUCCUCCUCCAUCUCUCCUCCCAAGCCAUCUCCUCCCAUAAAACCAUCCACAUCCGAAUAUGUUUUUCCUCUUUUUCCCCUCUUCAGAAAUUACUCCAUACCGCCUCGGAAAAUGGAUAUAUAUAUCCUUCUUCGCGAUAUUCUUCGUUGGGAUUACCGGCGGUAGAGGAGAUCCCCGGGUUAGAUUUGAGGGUUAAAUCGAUUUUUUUACGACCGUGUCAUGUUUUGCAUGGGAAGUAUAUUAUUCAGGAUGAGGAACGCGUGUGGUUUCCGAGUUGUAAUGUUAGUUGGGAGGCGUGGGGGGAGGGGUGUGUAGGGUUUAAAGGGGGAGGAUUGGUGGAGGAUUUGAGAGGUUAUUGGAGUAGGGUUUGGGAUGGGGAUGGACGGAUGAGAGUUCCUGAAUCUCCACAGGAGAUGUCAACUAAGGUUAUACGAAGAAGUCAGGAAGUUCCUGUAGAGUUGGGAUAUUCCGAUUCCUCACUAUUAGCUUCUAUCGAUCUAUCACAUCUCCCAGCAAACAUCGAAACGCUUCUUCUCCCACAUACCCACUCAUCUUACAACCCCUUUUCCAUUUUCUUCACCCCAAACGCAAAAACCCCCUCCACACCACUCAACACAUUCCUCCUCUCACAAAUCUCAACCGCCAAAUCCUCAAUCAACAUCUACACCCCCAACCUCACAUACACCCCCCUCAUCAACACGCUAUUCGAAGCCCUAACCCGCGGCAUCGACAUCCGAAUCGUCGUUUCUAGAAAACUAAUGAUAUUCGAACAAAUAGUCACAGCAGGCACACUAACAGAAUGGGAAGUAUACAAAAUGGAGCGUCGAUACCGGAAGCUCGUUGCACGCUCAUCACGACGAACGGACGAUUUGGAAGCGGGUAAUAAUACCCGGAUUGGAAAUUUGGAAAUCGUUUAUUUUAAUCCGGCGUUUGUUAAUGUAAAUGAGAAUAAUAGUCGAUCUACGAGGGGUGACGAAACAAUGCCCAGGCGUAUUGAGGAUAUGGGGAUGGAAAAUCAGCCGGUGAAACUUCAUCUUAAAAUGACGGUAAUUGAUAACGAGAUUACGGUUCUGGGGAGUGGGAAUAUGGAUCGUGCGAGUUGGGUUACGAGCCAGGAGGUGGGAGUUGCGAUUUUUUCUGAACAGGUGGCUAGGAGGCUAAAUGCGGUGGUGAGAGAUGUUUAUGGAUGA